GUUCAAUCAUCUUUUGAAGUAGAACACAGUGAAAAUAUUACGUGUGAUAAUGAUAAUGGGAGUGUUGAUCUUAAUGUUGGAACAAAAAAUGAUGAGAAUGAAGAACUUGAGCAGGAAUAUGUAGUAGAAAAAAUUCUUGGUAAAAGAUAUAAUCGACGUCAGAAGAGAAUUGAAUAUUUGAUCAAGUGGGCAGGUUAUGAUAGUGAAAGCGAGAAUACAUGGGAACCAUCAGAGAACUGUGUUGGUGACUUGAAUUCCUUAUUUACUAUUCUUUUCCGUAUUAAAAGUAGUAGUAACAAAUUUCGUAAACAUUUAGCUAAAAUAAUUUAUUAUGAAAACGACUCUAAAAAUAUUGAGGAAGAAAAGAAGCUGUCAUCAAAAUCAUCUAAGAAAAAAGAUCAGGGAAUUGAAACCGAAUCAAUAAGUAUUUACUGUAUGAAGGAAUGGUCAUCAGAUAUUAGGAUAUAUUUUGUUAUAACUUUAGAAAGCAGAAGCGAUAUAAACAAAUAUGAAUCAAAGCGCGCCAGAAUUGAUCGUGUUCUUGGUGUCAAGAAAAGCAACAAUGAAAUUUUAGCACUGGUGCGCUUUGAUGAUGGGCACCAUGAUCUUGUACGGACUCAAGAAAUAGUUGAGAUAUGUCCAAAGGUUAAAUCUUCGUCUUUUACAUUUAGAGCAAGAAUGUUAUACGGUUAG
Molecule: messenger RNA, 693 nt
Organism: Thelazia callipaeda (thelaziosis nematode)
Lineage: Eukaryota; Metazoa; Nematoda; Chromadorea; Rhabditida; Thelaziidae
Source: the annotation of a GenBank genome assembly